AUGUUACCUACGACGUGUUUCUUCUAUCUUAUUUUGAUUUCCAAGCUAUUGGCUGCACCACAAAUCAAUCUGGAUUUUACAAUAAAUGAAAAAGAAUACAAUGAUGCAAAUGGUAGCAGAUAUAACUGUUUUCGACUUGCUUCGAAUAUGAAUUAUGUAAAUAACACUCGACACAUCUCUACUUAUUGUCUGAGUGAAUCAUCAUUGAAAUUUCAUAUUGACAAUGAUCGCUCAUCACAAACGUUUUCCUUCGCUGACCUUGCAAGACUAAAUAUUACCAGUGAAGAUUUAUAUAUCUGGUCCACACCACUCGAUAUUAUUGAACAAUAUCAAAUCUAUUUAGAAACAAAUGAUUUAUCUUUGUCGAAACAAUUCUUUUAUAAUUGCACAUUACCAAGAUUCGGAUCGAUGUGUCAGUAUGAAUUCUAUUAUUAUCACGAAAAUUAUUCAUCCUUGUACGAAAUGAUUCGUGGUUAUUAUAAAAUCAAUUCUGUUAUUCCAGAUAAUCUCACUUGUUAUAUGCAUCUAAAAUGUCAUCGAGGUUAUCCACCGAUAUGUUUAGAUUGGACGGAAAUUUGUGAUGGAAAAGUUGAUUGUUUGGAUGGCAAUGCUGACGAAGAACAUUGUUGGCAACUUGAAUUUAAUGAAUGUCAACCGAACGAAUAUGUAUGUGAUAUUGGACAAUGUAUACCGAAUGAAUUUGUUCGAGAUGAUCAACACGAUUUUGAUUGUAUCGAUCGAUCAGAUGAGAAAGCACCAAAUCUUAAGAGCCUAUUGCAAAUGAACACAUACGAACCUACAUUUGGGUCUGAAGAUUUUCGAUGUGAAGGUGAAUUUCUAUCUCGAUCUUGUGUAAUUUAUCGUCAUACUGUAAUGUCCGAAUUGAUGUUUCCAGUCAAAGAUAGUUCCAUUUCAAGUGAAUGCUGGUUAGCUUUUCAAUGUUAUUUAGCUUUUCCAAAUCGAAUCCAUCCCGGAAAGCAGCACGAUCUUAGAAAAUGCAUAUCUACAAUAAAAGAGACUUGUCCAGAUGUUCUCUACGUUCCAAAUAUUCCAAUCUUUUUUGGACACGUUUAUACAGCCUAUAGAACCAAUCGUACAGAGUUUGUCAACGAUUACACUUUACCGUAUUUAUGUUCAAACAAGCCUUUUCAUUUUCAAUCGCCCAAUAUUGUAUCAGGUGCGUCGAUUAAAAACACAACAUGUUUCAAAAUUCGUCGCUUCACCGAGGAAAUGCCAAUUUAUUUGUUUGGCUGGUUGUCUCGCUAUUAUAUGCCCUUAACUAACAUGUAUAGGCAACUUGAAGAAACAAAUCCCAUAAUAAAUUUUCCUGUGAAUCGAUGUAAUGAAGCGAACAUCUACCAAUGUUCGAAUUCAUCGAAAUGUAUUUCAUUUCAUCGUUUAAUGAAUAGUAUCUUCGAUUGUCCUUAUCACGAUGAUGAGAAUAUCUAUGAAGAUACAAAUCCUGAAGUAUUUGCUCGGUUAAAACAUCGAUAUUACAAAUGUCAUUUCACUAAUCGUUAUGUUCCUUACACAGCAAUUGAAAACGGCAAAUGUGAUUGUGGAUACAUUGAUGAUUCCUUUUGCGAAGAUGAGAGUGACUAUGAUACAUUGAUACAGACGACAAUAUCUUUUUCGACCACUUGCGAUGAUGUUCAGGACUUACGCGCAAUAGAAAUAGAUGGGCAAAAUCAUACAGAUGAAACCGAGUGUCAACACUGGGAAUGCGACAAUAUUUAUACGCGUUGUGAUAGAAUUUGGAAUUGUUUAGAUGGGAGAGAUGAAAUCGGAUGUAAUUCAUUGUCAACUUUAUUUCAUUGUUCUUCGGAACAUCGAAUAUGUGUAAGGAACGACACACUGGAAUUUACUUGUUUACCGAAAAAUAAACUCAAUGAUGGCGAAGUCGAUUGUCUCGGUGGUACUGAUGAACCAAAACUUUGCGAGGUUGAUGUCAAGUAUUCCAUGCGAGGAGGAUUUUAUUGUGUGAAUAACGGCACUCCGACUUGUCUCGAAACUGUUGAUCUAUGCAAUCAAAAGAAAGAUUGUUCAUUUGGAGAUGAUGAACGAUUUUGUUUACAGAAUCGAUCAGCACUACCGUAUGAUGGACUUUGUCGUCCUAGUGGCCAGUUGGUUACUUCAAAUGUUGAAAGGUUCAUAUGUUAUAGUACAAUAAGACGGAAGAAACUCAAACUGAAGCAUUUUACAAUCAAAGGAUUCCAUGAAACAGCUACAGAGGAAGAAAAUACGAAUGAAUUAUUAAAUGAGUAUAAACCAAUCAGUCUUCUUGACAAUCGUCGUUGCCUUCGUGGUCUUGAUGUACGCGUUUGGUUAAAUCAACCCUUGAAUCUUUAUACAAGCACGUGUUUUUGUCCACCAAACUACUACGGUGAUCAAUGUCAAUAUCAAAAUCAACGAGUAAGUUUAGCAAUUCGAUUUCAUGUCUCAACUCAAUUAAGACACACUCAACUCGCCGUUUUAAUUCUCCUUAUUGACGAUACUAACCAACGGAUUGUUCAUUCCUACGAACAAUUUACUUAUUUAUCUAUUCGAGAUUGUAACAUGAAAUUUAAUCUUUAUUUACUUUAUUCCACUCGACCUAAACAACUUGACCGAACGUAUUCAAUUCAUAUUGAUAUUUAUGAAAAAGUUUCUUUGAAAUAUCGCGGAAGCUUUUUCUAUCCGGUGAAUUUCUUCUUCUUGCCAGUUCAUCGUUUAGCAUUCAUCGUAAGCAUUCCAUUGGAAAAUAAUGAUCAAAGUUGUUCGAAUACUGAAUGUCUUCAUGGAAAAUGCUGGUCUGGGCAAUAUUGUCACAUUCCUCACCAUUGUACUUGUUCAUCGAAUUCCAUCUGUGUUGGCUUAUCGAGUUACAAUCGAUCGAUAUGUGUUUGUCGGGAAAAGUAUUUUGGUUCUGAUUGUUACAUUCAGAACCGAAUUUGCCAUCGAUUUCAAAGUGAAAACGAUGGUACGUGCAUUCCACGUGAUGAUUUCAUGUUACCAUCGACGAAACAGAAAUAUUUUUGUAUUUGCCCAAAAGGUUUUAGCGGAAGUCGAUGUCAACUUGUUGACACUGAAAUAAAUCUGAUUUUCGACAAAGAGAUGCAAAUAUCUCAGUCGAUUUUUAUUCACUUCUUACGAAUUAUUCCAUAUGGACAAUCUGCGGUUAUUCCUAAAUCAUCAUCCGAAAGAUUGACAACAUUACAAACGGUAUCUCAAGCAACAAAUUCUAUCAGAAUCUAUUGGUCAAAACCAUUUCAUCUCACUUUCAUCGAAACAUUGGAUAAGACUUAUUAUUUAACUGUUCUUCAACCGAUCUAUAAUCAUUCAAUGACAAUAAUUCGAAGAAUUAAUUCAUCGCAUCGUUGCCCAUCUAUCGGGGAAUUAGUGAAUGAAACAUUUGCUCAACUUCACGUUCUUCGUCGAAUGAAAUUGUAUCAUUUGAUUUGUCAGCAGNGAAUCUAUUGGUCAAAACCAUUUCAUCUCACUUUCAUCGAAACAUUGGAUAAGACUUAUUAUUUAACUGUUCUUCAACCGAUCUAUAAUCAUUCAAUGACAAUAAUUCGAAGAAUUAAUUCAUCGCAUCGUUGCCCAUCUAUCGGGGAAUUAGUGAAUGAAACAUUUGCUCAACUUCACGUUCUUCGUCGAAUGAAAUUGUAUCAUUUGAUUUGUCAGCAGUAUUCUGUUAAUUUGCAAUGUUUUUACGAUGAUCUUCAUCUUUGUUUAUGUUAUGAUUAUGUAGAGAGACGCUUAGCGAAUUGCUUUCGAUUCGAUCAUCAUAUGAAAUUUGAUUGUUACAGUCAAAAUGAUUGUGAAAACGGUGGUCAAUGUUUUCAAGAUUCACCCGAUUGUCCCAAGCGAUCGAUUUGUGUUUGUCGCUCAUGUUAUUAUGGAAAUCGAUGCCAAUUCAGUACAAGUGAAUUCGGCUUAUCGCUCGAUGCUAUUCUCGCCUAUCAUAUUAUUCCAAAUGCAAAUAUUUUCCAUCAAACGGCGAUUGUUAAACUAAGUUUCUCGUUGACAAUUAUGUUUAUGAUCGUCGGAUUCGCUAACGGAGUUCUUUCGUUGAUCACAUUUAAGAAUAAAAUUGUGCUUGAAGUCGGAUGUGGCAUCUAUUUAUUAGGUUCGUCGAUAACGACAAUGUUAACAACGCUGUUUUUUGGAUUGAAGUAUUUCAUUUAUCUUUCGUCACAAAUCUCUCCGCCGACAAAUCGAUCAUUCUUACGAGUGGAAUGUUAUUCAGUAGAUUUUCUUCUUCGAAUUUGUUUGAAUAUGGAUCAAUGGUUGAAUGCGUGUGUGGCAAUGGAAAGAGCGAUGACUGCGAUUCAAGGUGUGCAAUUCGUGAAGAAGAAAAGUAAAGAAUUGGCGAAAAAAGUUAUCGGUGUGGUUUUAUUGUUCAUUAUUUUAACAUCGAUUCACGAUCCAAUUCAUCGAGAAUUAUUCGAAGAAGAAGACAAUAAUGAUGAAAAUAAGAAAAGAAUCUGGUGUAUUGUCAAUUAUUCUUCAAAUUUACAAACUUACAACCGAUUUGUGAAUUCAUUCUUGUUUUUUGUUCCACUUCUCAUUAAUUUGAUUUCGACAAUUAUUUUAAUCAUGAAAAAAUCUCGUCAAAAGUCNUUCAUUAUUUUAACAUCGAUUCACGAUCCAAUUCAUCGAGAAUUAUUCGAAGAAGAAGACAAUAAUGAUGAAAAUAAGAAAAGAAUCUGGUGUAUUGUCAAUUAUUCUUCAAAUUUACAAAUCUACAAUCGAAUUAUCAAUACCUUUCUAUUUUUCGUUCCAUUUCUGAUAAAUUUCAUUUCAACAAUUAUUGUGAUAGCUAAAAAGUCUCAUCGACAAUCUCAUCUUCGAAAGCAUCGAUCUUACAAAGCUAUGCUAUGCGAACAAAUUCUUGAUCAUCAACAUUUAUUAGUUGCACCUAUUGUUUUAUGUGCUCUGGCAUUACCACGUUUGAUUCUUUCCUACGUAACAAAAUCUCUUUCAUACAACCAACCGAAAUUUUGUUCAACAGUUGAAUGGAAUGCGGAUGGACAUACUUUCGCGUUUGAUAAAUCAACUGAGGAAAGAUACCCGGUUCUAUGUAUCGAUACGAGCAAUACAAUAUACAUUGCUUCUGAAGAGAAAGCUGAAAUUCUACUUUUCUUUCGGAAUCAUACUUCGUUCCAGUCAAUCAGAUAUCCAUAUCAGGCAAAACUAUCUUGGAUAUUCGUGAUCAUCAAUGGUGAUAUGUACACAAGUUAUGAGAAAUGGCUAGCGAGUACAAAUGAAUUCAUUCGAGUAAUUGAUACUAAAUCAACUUGUUUUGAUCUUUUCAUCGAUAUCGAGAAUAAUUUAUAUUGUUCGAUGCUUCAUACGAAUAAAGUUGCAAAAGAAAUCAUUGGAAGAAAUGGAAAUGACACUUGUAUAGCUGGCACAAACUCUGUUGAUUUUGCUCCGCAUCAACUGAAUGGUCCGAUGGGAAUUUUUCUUGAUACAAAUUUGGAUUUAUAUGUGGCAGAUCGUUUCAACGGUCGAAUUCAAUUGUUCCAUUGGAACAAAAUCAAUGGAAAAACAGUGGCAGGCGCAAGCUCAUCAGGUACUACUAUUUCGCUCUUUCAUCCUUAUUCAGUGACACUCGAUUCGAAGAAAUAUCUAUUUAUUGUAGAGCGUGGCAACAAUUGUACAGUUGGAUCAGAAUCAAAUGGAUUUCGAUGUUUACUUGAAUGUGAUAAGGAAAUGAACACAAUGCUCUAUAAAACAUCUAAACCGACAAAAAUGAAUCUCGAUGUGUUUGGAAAUUUAUUUGUUUCUGAUCGGGACAGUUCUCGAAUACGAACAUUUGAUUUACAAACGGAUUCUUGUGUGCAUGUUUCGUCCACAACUCAGGCAGGGAAUUCUUCGGUUUUAAAAAACGAUCAUCCAUCAUUCUCACGUACUUUGUUCUAUCCUCCAAACUAUUGCUACGCAGCUACAGAAGUAACUGUCAGCAAGAUUGAUGUUUAUGUUCUCGCUGCUAAUAGUAUCAUUGAUCACUAUAGUCAUGUAUACAAAGAUCAUUUUCAUCGAUAUAAUACGCCAAAAAAAUCUAAUUGCAUGGAUUGGCAAAUGUUGUAA
Adineta ricciae is the source of this 6078-nucleotide messenger RNA. The record is from the annotation of a GenBank genome assembly. NCBI's taxonomy places the organism in Eukaryota, Metazoa, Rotifera, Eurotatoria, Adinetida, Adinetidae.